Messenger RNA from Micromonas commoda, 2410 nucleotides. RefSeq lists its product as hypothetical. Gene Ontology annotation, biological process: intra-Golgi vesicle-mediated transport. The coding region runs from base 1 to 2280 and encodes 759 amino acids. Gene Ontology annotation, cellular component: Golgi membrane. The transcript has a single exon. The record is from RefSeq and is a predicted model, not a curated record. Lineage: Eukaryota; Viridiplantae; Chlorophyta; Mamiellophyceae; Mamiellales; Mamiellaceae.
AUGGCGUCGUCCGCCACGGACCACCUCAGCAAGGUGAACGCCUUCGUCAGCACCGCGGGGAACUUCAUCGACAGCGCCCUGGAUCAGCUGGACGACCAGCUGGAGAGCGCGAUGGGGGGCAUGUCCGAGAAGGUCGGGGAGGAGCUCCGCGAGCACUCCCUCACGGCCGACGCCAUGACGCGGGCGAAGGCGACGGCGGAGGCUUGGUCCGCGCUCGGAUUCGCCGCGCUGCGCGACGAGUGGCGCGACGCCGCGACGGAGAUCUCCGCGAAGCAGAGGGACGCCAAGACCGCCGGGCGGGAUCUCGCGGAGGCGGCCAAGGCGAGCAAGCGCGAGGGCGCCGGAGACGCCGAGAACAAGGCGCUGCUCAAGGCGAUGGGCGCCGAGAUCAAGCGACUCACCGACCGCGUCGCCCUCGCCGAGACGGCGUUCUUCUCCAUGCUCAACGAUCUGGACGAGGCCCCGGACCCGGCCGAAGCCCUCGUUCGAACCACCAAAGCCGCCGAGUACGUCACCGGCGCCGGCGCGCUUCGCAACGACCUCGACGCCACCAAAGCCGAGCUGGCGGCGGUCAGGGAGGCGGCGCAGAGCGGCGCCAACUCGGAAGCCGCGCGGGAGCUGCGAUCGAUGAAAGAAUCCGUCAAAUCCAUGGUGGACGCCGCGGCGCGCGAGCGCACGGCGGAGGUGGACAAGCGCAUCGCGGAGAUGGAAAUUGCGCACGAGACGAUGCGCGCGCAAAAGGAUGGGCUGGAGCGCUCCAUCGCCGAGCUCCGCGCGCGACACGACGCGGCGCAGAGCGAACUCUUUGAACUGCGCGAAGGAAAGUUUGCCGAUUUAGUUUCGAGGGAAACGGGCGAGCGCGACGCGUUCGUCGCCGAGGCGGAGGCGGCGCGGAUGAGGGAGGCGGAGGCGCGAUCGGAGUCGCAGAGGCUCGCGCACGAGGUGGCGAGGCUCCGCGAGCGCAUAGCCGCGGGCGGGGCGAUCGUUUCGGGGGAACCGUCCGGCGGGUCGGCGGUCGCCAAUUCGCUCUCCGCCGCGGAGAUGGACAUGGACGCCGCGGCGCUGCGCGAGCGGCUCAGGCUCCGCGACCAGGUGGUGGAGAUGCUGAAGCAGGACCUCCGGGAGCGCGAGGCGGCGCACGCGGCGGAGGCGACGCGGCUCGGGGAGAUAACCGAGGGUCUCCGCGGUGCCGUCGCUUCGGGGGAGGCGAGCAUCGCGUCGCUGACUCUCGAGCUCGAGUCCCGACCCACGGACGCGGGUGUCGCGCAACUGGAGGCGAGGGUGCGGACGCUGCAGGCGCUGGUGGACUCGAGGGACCUCGGGGAAGGGGUCGCCACGGAAGGAGGGGGUGCCGAAGGGGUGCCCACCGAAGGGGCGCCCACCGGCGAAGACGGCGACGACCCGCUCUCCGCGGCGCUCCGUCGUAACCGCAGGCUCGCCGACGAACUCGCCCACGCCAAACGCGACGCGGAAAACGCGUACGCGAAACUGGAAGACACCGCCAAGUCAAAGACGGAGGCGGAGAAGCGCGUGGAGGAGCGCGACGCCACCAUACGCCAGAUGGAGCAGCACUUGAUAGCCGCGACGGGGGGUGGCGGCGCCGAGGGGGCGGUUGGACCGUCGGGCGCGGCGGGCGCCCCUUCGGUGGGCACCCCCUCGGCAACCCCGGGUAUCAACGCGGACCUCCUCCCCGUGGUGAUUGGCCAGCGGGACAGGUACAAGCGCAGGGUGGCGGAGCUCGAGCACCGCGUCGGCGGUCUCGAGACGGAACUAGACGCCGAGAAGAUUCGCGCCGGUAAGGUUGACGCCGACAACGUGUCGCUCUUCGAGAAGGUUCGAUACCUCCAGGCGUACUACGCCGAGCGAGCGCCGAAGACGCCGGCGCCGAGCCUGGAGAUUGGGACGGACGUUGGAAUGGGGUCCCGAUCCGAGCGGUGGCGACGCGCGGCGAGGUACGGGUGCGGCUUUGACACAGCUGGCGGCGGUUUCAGCUCCGGAACGGCUCCGGAUGCGCUUCCGGGCGGAGACGCCGACGGCGCGAUCGGUCGAUACGACGAGCGACACCGAGCGACGCACGACCCGUACGCGCGGUUCCAGGAGAGGGAGGCGGCGAUGAGCGAGCAGCGGCUGCGGUUGCACGACAGGGUGGCGCUGCGGGGAGCUCGGGCGGUGAUGCGGAGCAGGGUGACGAGGACGUUUGUCGUGUUUUACCUCGGGCUGAUGCACCUGUACCUGUUGUACCAAGCGGCGGCGGGGUGCCCCGCGCCCGCGAAGACGUGAGGGGGGACUACGGAGGAAUCGACGCCCGCCUCGGACGUAUUAAUAACGCGAGCGUCGUCGUCGUCGCUCGCACGCACUCGCGUUCAUCGAGACUCAUCAUCGGUAAUAUAAUAAUACGCGUGGUCGUUCC